This is a messenger RNA of Silurus meridionalis, 5161 nucleotides long. RefSeq names its product family with sequence similarity 78 member Bb (gene fam78bb). The record is from RefSeq and is a predicted model, not a curated record. Bases 999 to 1784 code for a protein of 261 amino acids. The transcript is spliced from 2 exons. Lineage: Eukaryota; Metazoa; Chordata; Actinopteri; Siluriformes; Siluridae.
CUUUUCCUUCUCGCGCAUUCAGCACCACAGAGAACUGAACAGCGCACAAGCACUUUCCGAAUACGGAAACCUUCCAACGCUCAAAGGACACGAAGAGAAAUCAGUGUGGACAUCUCCAGACCUUUUUUUAUUCCCAGCAAUGCAGGGCUUUCAACUUGCUCGUGAGCUCCAUAUGUAGUAGUACGAUGAUGUUAUGAUGAUGAUGAUGAUGAUGAUGAUGGUGAUGAUGGUAAGGGACUCUUUAUUUUUUAACCAGCCGUGCAACCGGAUCCUCACACGGGGCUCGACAUCAACACCGUCCCCGUGAAUCCGCUGCGGUCUCCUGCCAGGCUUCGGCGCCAUCAGCAGAGAUAAAAACCGGCUUCCGCUGCAGAUCUGAAGCCCGAAAAACGCCGCGGCAGCGCCUCGUGCAUCUCGCUCCGGUUUGUGACAUGAAAACGCGGACUAGAAAGAAGGAAGAGGGCUGAUAAAAAAAGAAAAAAUAAAGAAGGGAGUGGGGACAUCUUUUUACCUUUUCUGUAGAACAAAAAAGGAGGCGUUUAGAGAUCUGUGACAAAAAUGUUAUGAUGUGGUGAAGAUCACAAAACCAUCACAUGUGGUGAAGAUCACAAAACCAUCACUUUCAUCCUGGAUUGUUAGAAUUUGUAAAAAAAAAUCUGAAGAAAAUAGACUUGAUCCUGUGGUGUGGUAUCAAAUAUACAAGGAGACAGAAUCAAGGGGUUCUGGAGAACAUAAAAAAAAACACAUUAUUACUACUAGCAUUGGUCAUCUAUGGAGUUUGUUUAACAUCCGAUGCAGGUUUCCACCCGAAUGAGCUGGGAGGAUUUUAAUCGGUGUGAAGUUCUUCCAAGCGCUGGAGAUGUUCCGUGAUGAAACCCUCUUUCCCAGUGAAAUUCUGUGUUUGAGGAGGAACCGAGCGUUUGUUAACGUUCCAACCGUAACCAACCGGUCACACUGAUGCAAAUUCACCAGUUGAGCUCAGAGCGCGCCUCUCUACCAUGGGCUGCGUCCAGAGCUUCAGCUGCAAGUCGCGUGUCAAGCGUGAGAACAUCACCGUGUGUGACAUGUUGGCUACCAUCGACCAGUGUCCAACGGUGAUCGAGGAGAACUCGCCCAUAGUGUUGCGCUACAGGACGCCGUACUUCAAGGCCUCGGCCCGCGUGAUCAUGCCGCCCAUCCCUCGCCAUGAGACCUGGGUAGUUGGAUGGAUCCAGGCUUGCACUCAGAUGGAGUUCUACAACACCUACGGGGACAUGGGCAUGUCGAGCUGGGAGCUCCCGGAGUUGAGGGACGGCAUGGUGAGCGCGAUUAGUGACUCGGACGGCGUGAGCUACCCAUGGUACGGCAACACCACCGAGACAGUGACCAUCUCAGGCCCGACAUCCAAACCUUCACGCCUCAUCGUUGGUAUGAACGACAACUUCUACCCGAGUGUGACGUGGGCGGUCCCAGUGAGUGAGAACAACACGCCGAUGCUUACGCACAUCAACCGUGACCAGAGCUUCACCACGUGGCUGGUGGCUCUCAAUGUUGGCACGUGUGAGAAGAUCCUGCUGCAGACCAUCAAGUGGAGAAUGAAAGUGGACAUCACCAUUGAUCCCAUGAUGCCUCUGGGCUCCAGGGCCAGGCUGGUUGGGCCUCUGCACCAGGAUCAGCCAAAAAUCCUGACCCAAAUGGAGCCUAUUCCACAGAAUGCCAUGGGCAAACCCAAUGCCAAUGAUGCCCAGGUUCUCAUGUGGCGACCCAGAAGGGGAACGCCAUUGGUGGUGAUCCCUUCAAAGUAGCUGGUUAAGGAAAUGAGUGCGGAUAGAGGAGAGUAUUUUCCACUGGGUUGGAUUUUGGCUCGACCCUUUUCAGGAAAUCUACAGCAGGGCAAGCAAAACAGACAGCUGAGAGUUCGGUUAGUGAGGUACUGAGCACCCAGGCCUUGGACAUGCUAACAUGGAUCCAUCUGAAACGCUGUUUUGGCAUUCUGAUGUUCCAUUUUCAACCAAUCUGUUUCUAAACACCUAAAUAAGGGCCAGUCCUAGUUAGAUCAGAUAUGUCAUGCACUAUACCACUGAAAAAUGUUUUGUUUAUUCAAGAUCCCCUUCCAAAUUUAUAUCAUAAUGAACUCCACCCAUCUUCAAUAACAAUUUCCACCAGAUUUUGGGGCAGGGCCAUUGUUUGGAUAUGGGUUUAUUCAGAGGAAGUCAAGGAGGCUCCAGUUUCAGUUCAUCUCAAAGGGGUUGAGGUGGUCAGUGCUCUGUGCAGGACAGUCAAGUCGUUACACUCCAACUUUAACACCAUGUAGGGAGGUGGUAGCUUAGUGGUUGAGGAAAUGAACUUUGGAUCCGAUGGUUGUGAGUUCAAAUCCUAGAAACACGAAGCUGCUACUCCUGGGCCUUUGAGCAAGGCCCUUAACCCUAUAGCUACUCACUUGUAUGAAUGAGAUAAUCAUAAGUGAGGAUAAGGUCUUCUGCCAAAUGCUGUAAAAUGCAACUAUCUUCAUUGAGGUCGACUUUGUACAAGGGUAUUGUCAUGCUGGAGCAGUGUUUGGAGUUAAAUUUAAUGCUACAGCAAAACUUGGAGAAGUACAUAUGGAUGUCAGCAUUGCACAUCUAUUGGGCCAUAUGGUGUAUUUUCCACUCUACUGGUAAAUUGUAUGACGCACAGGACAGAAAUUGUCUGAUGGCCAACUCUUUAUAUUGCUAUCAUAAUGAAUGGCAUUAGUAUUGACAGUAGGAUGAUUGACAGAAGAAGAGAAUAGCAGGUCCAUGUAAAAACGAUUUGGAAUUUGGGCUAAUCUUCCAGGCUCAGGUAGAAUCUGCAGGCAGUUUUUGGCAGCAUUCAGCCUAUCAUCAGGGGGCAUCUUAAGUUUGAAUCUCAACAAUGCCAGGAGCCUGGCGGAUCCAAUCUGGCCAUGCUGUCUGGGUGCUAGGGACGGCAUACUUUCUUUCAGCUAACAAUCAGAGUACCACUGGCUAAUCGAGGGUCUCUGUGAACUCAUUUAUGUAGAAGAGGAGGUAUAGUGUUUUUUUCCUUAAUGUGUUCAGAUGCCCUCUGGGGUACAUGCUGGCCUUCACAAUUGCCGGUGGGUAGCAGUUGUUCGAUUAUUAAGAGCUAGUUUAUGGGUAGGAUGACAAAAUUGGAAGGAAGUUAUGGAGGAAAAGUAUUUGAUUAAAAAAAAAAACUGAAUGAUGCAAAAAAAAAAAAAAAAAAGUUCUAAUCCCAAAGACAAAACUUUGAAAAUGUAUUCAUAUUAGUGUGGCAAUGUUCCAGUGUUCUGGGGACAAAACUUUUAGGACCACUUGCCUUAAUUCCACACUACUGCCUUUGAAUGGACGAAGGGGCCAAAAGAGGCACAUAAACAACAGAAUCUAUGGACUCCCUUAAUACCCGCUCAAGGCUGGAAAAGGGGAAUGUGAUAUCUAAUGCGUUAAGCUGUUAAGGGAAAGGAUUCAUGAGUUAAGUUUUGAGGUUUGAAUCUCACUUUCGAUACAACUUCAUUCAUGAUUUGCAUUACAGCUCAUUUUUUCAGUAUCUUUCUGGUUGAUUAUAAACUAAAAAGAAGCAGUGAUGGAGAUGUUUACAAAGCUUGUGUUCUAGGCCAAACUUCGCACAUAAUUCAGAGCCUACAUUCUUCAUCCAGACAAAAUCAUGACAUUGUAUCGUAACUAAAAGGAAAGCGAUUAUACUCCUUUUCGACAAGGUGCUGUUCAGGAAAACCAGCAAAAAAUUUUUUUCAGGCAACCUACGUUUCCUGAGAACUGAGCAGUCACGUACUCGGCUGUAUGAGUUUCUGAAGUCAAAUGUUAUCCCCAUAAAAAAUUGUACAAGAUUUACCUGGUUUUGAAGAUCUAUUUUUCCACACUGCACUGACAUACACAUACAUGGCUUGAGGAUGGUUUCAUUUUUAGACCAUAAUAUUUUUCAUUUAGAUUGACAGCAUUGAUCCCAUCAGUACGGUGGUCUAGAAGUUCAAAACAAAUGAAACUUUAAACAAAUCCGAAAACAAAAUAACAUCUAAAAAUCAGAAUAAAUUUUUUAAAAAAAAUGACAAUUCUGACAAAAUGGAAAGGGUAGGUAGAGCUUGCGAACGGAAUACUUACCAUUGAUUGGACAAGAGAUCUGUCAUUCAUUGUCAACUUUGUUUCUUGUACAUGUGUGGAAUUCUGUGUUUACUUCAAACCAUUUUUUUCCAAUUGUGCAACUUUAAAUGGUUUUUUUUUUUUUUACUUUUACAAACACGUGCCGAGUAUUCCAUAUCCCAAACUCUACUUCCCUUUAAUGGUUUGUCUAAAUUGUCAUUGUGUUUGUGAAGUUGUUUAUGUUUUUUAUUUUGUUAAUUUGUUUUCUGAAUUGUCAAUUUGUGUUUGGAUUUGUUCAUUUGUUUUCGGAUGUAUUAAUUUUUUUCAGUUUGUUAAUGUGUUUUCUGAUUUGUCAGUUUGUUUUUCGAUUUGGUAAUGUGUUUUUUCCUCUGGCACUUCUCAGCCAUCAUACAUCAGACAUCAGUAUAUGAAUCUGAAGUCAAUUACACCGCUGUAAGCUCCGCCCCUUCCUUCCAUCUCACAUAGGUAAUAUUUUGGUAACCGGUGCUUGGCUUCUCGAUUCGAUUCUCCCACCAGGAAGAUAGAGCGCUUGAUAUUAAGCAGAAAAAAUACACAAACAAGUCACGUGUAGUAGCAUUUCACGGUUUGCAGCAGGACCUUCAGACAAGUGAUUGAUAAAAGAAUAACAUAAAAAUAUGUACUGUAGAUUUACUCUCCAGGAAGGAGAGUAAAUCUACAGUACAGUGCAGCCCAGAAGCCCCAGAUGUCCUACAAGAGCAGCGUUUUCGUUUAUCUUGUAGGAUUAUAAAGGAGCUUUUUGCACGAAUGUUGACCUGAUUGGCCUCCCACAAUUUGCAAUUAUAGAAAAAUAUCAGUCAGGGAGCAGAAAAUUCUGACUUUAUCACAUCAGAUUUCAGUAUUUAUUCAGUUUCUGUAAACCCCAGUGUGAGAGGAGAGUCUGUGUAGAAUAAUGACUCAGAGGAAGAAAUGUGUUCAAUUCAAAAUUGAUUAAAAGAGAGAGAGAGAGAGAGAGAGAGAGAGAGAGAGAGAGAGACUCAGGCUCUUUCACCUGAGAGAAAGCAAAUACGAACAGUAAAUCCCUCUGCUGCUCAUUAGUGAGACAAGAAACA